GCUCAUACGCUCGCUCCACUUGCCAGUCGCCAUUAUCGAUUUGUGGCAGAGGAAAAAUAGAGAAUUAAAAAAUCGCGUUUCAGCGUUAGGCACCGGUUAGAGAGCGCAUAAAACGCGGCGUUAAAUUGUGUAGUGCUUGUGAAGUAGGGAACACUGAAUCUGUACCGUUUAUUUUUUCGUGGAGCUCGCGUAGCAGAAUUUUCCCGUUGGAAAUAUUCUCAAUCAAUCAAUACCUCUCUCUCUCUAGCCAGCCCCCAUACGUGUUUGUGUCUCUCUCACUCUCUCCCUCUCUGUAUCUGCGUGUGUGUCGGUGUGGUCUGCUCCUUGGGUGCAUAAUUAAAUUAAUCAAGUAAAUAAAAGCCAGCGUGCGGGUGCAGGAAGAGCGGACAACAACAACAGCUUCAUCAUGACCAUGGCAGGGCAAACGAUCAACGACAGGCUGCUGGCCGCCCGUCACAGCCUUGCGGGCCAAGGACUCGCCAAGUCCGUUUGCAAGGCCACCACGGAGGAAUGCAUUGGGCCGAAGAAGAAGCACUUGGACUAUUUGGUGCACUGCACAAACGAGCCGAAUGUGUCGAUACCUCAUCUGGCCAAUUUACUUAUCGAGCGUUCUCAGAACGCCAACUGGGUUGUCGUCUACAAGUCGCUGAUAACCACACAUCAUCUGAUGGCAUAUGGCAACGAGCGUUUUAUGCAAUAUCUGGCCUCUAGCAACUCUACAUUCAAUCUGAGCUCCUUUCUGGAUAAAGGAACUGUACAAGAUGGUGGCAUGGGCGUUCCGGGUGGCAGAAUGGGUUACGAUAUGUCGCCCUUUAUUCGGCGCUACGCCAAAUAUUUGAAUGAGAAGUCGCUCUCCUAUCGUGCCAUGGCCUUUGACUUCUGCAAAGUCAAGCGAGGCAAAGAGGAGGGGUCGCUGCGAAGCAUGAAUGCGGAAAAACUUCUGAAGACUUUGCCAGUUUUGCAGGCACAAUUGGAUGCACUUCUCGAGUUCGACUGCCAGUCCAACGAUUUGUCCAAUGGUGUCAUCAAUAUGAGCUUUAUGCUCUUGUUUCGCGAUCUCAUACGACUUUUUGCUUGCUACAAUGAUGGCAUCAUUAACUUGCUCGAGAAAUAUUUUGAUAUGAACAAAAAACAUGCGCGCGAUGCCUUGGACCUGUACAAGAAGUUCUUAGUGCGCAUGGACCGUGUUGGAGAGUUCUUAAAAGUGGCAGAGAAUGUGGGCAUUGACAAGGGUGAUAUUCCCGAUUUGACCAAGGCGCCCAGCUCGUUGUUAGAUGCUUUGGAGCAACACUUGGCCACACUGGAGGGUCGAAAAGUAUCUGCAGCUAAUACACCCACACAGUCAUCGAGCAAUCAGCGCAAUGUAAAAUCCGCUGUCUCUGCACUCUCUUCUACCAGCUCUGCAUUCGGUACUGCGGCUGCGUCUAGCAAAUUCGACAACACCAAUGGCAUUGACGAGCAGCUCAAGGCCCAGGUGCUGGCCGAGGAGGAGGCCGCCAUGAACCAGUACAAGUCCAAGGUAUCGUCGCCCACCAGCAGCGGGGCUGCUGGCGCUAGCGCUGCACUAACAAAUCCAUUUCUAUCGUCCCCGCCAGCCGCCCAGGCUGGUCAGCCGAUAGUUGAUCUGUUCGGUGCCGCGUCGGCGCAGCCCGCUGCUGCUGCAGCAGCCACCAAGGCCUCCGACGACCUGCUGCAGUUGGGCAAUCCCUUCGCCGACAUGUUUGAAGCCAGUGGCGGCGGAGCAGCCGCCGCAGGAGCCACAGGUGCUGCACUCAAUGCCAAUAAUUUGUGGAUGCAUAAUAAUGGUUUCAAUGGCGCUUCAGUUUCCUCCGCUGCUGCUACAAAUGCAUUCGUUUCCGAUAGUAAUUUCUCAUCCGUUUUUGGUAAUACGGAACCGGCAGCUUCGACGUCGUUGCCAAAUCCAUUUUUCGAUGAUAUGUCGUUGCCCCAAGCCCACCCCGCUGCUGCAUCUGUUGCUGCGCCCUUCGGCAACAAUUUCAAUUUCAUGGAUCAACAGCUGCAGCAACAACAGCAAGCGGCAUCUUAUGUGCAGCAGCAGCAGCAACAGCAAAUGCAACUACAGCAGCAGCAGCAACACCGGCAGCAGUUGCAGCAACAGCAAGCGAUAUUGCCAUCUUCCAUGCCAGCAGCUCAGUUUCCACCAGGCUUCGAUGCCUUGGGCGAUGUUCUCAAGCCGGCCUCCGCCAGCAGCAACAGCAAUCAAAUGAACGUUGUCGCCACAGGUUACUCCAGCAAUAGCAGUUCGAUCCUAGCGCUCCAACAGCAGCAGCACCACCAGCAGCACACGCAACAAAUGCAGCAGCAGCAGCAGCCACCGACUAGCACUGGGAAGAUAAUCACCGGCGACUUGGAUAGUUCACUAAUGUCCCUAGUUGAUAACUUAAAUAUUAACAAAACGGCAAGUGCAAAACCUGUGCAAUGGAAUUCACCUAAAAAUACAGCGAAACCAGGUGCUAAUUGGACACCCCAACCAAUGGCGGCUACUACUGGUGCUGGCUAUCGUCCAAUGGCACAUGGCAUGACCGUAAGUCCUGCGCCAAUCACAAUCAAUCAUCCGUAUAUACAUGCUAGUUAUCCUGUAAUGCCAAAUUAUAUGCAGGGAAUGCCGGUGAUGGGGCAGGCAGCAGCCCCUUUGACUGGGGCGCAACCGACGAUGAUGGCGGCGCCGCACAGUAAUGCGACUGGCAUCCUGCAACCAAUCCAGCCAACGCAGAACGGCAGCAAUAAAGGAGUCCCACUCGACCGAUUUGGUGCGUUAUAAGCGGUCCACAAGAAGCUCAUGCGUGCAACCCACUCACUCACUCAAUCUAAGCGCUCUAACCUCAUAGUCAGCAGACAUCAACCCAUACUCACAGACACGAAUGCGUAAUAAAAUAUUAAACGAAACAAUUAUUAUAUAUUAUAUGUGUACAUGUGCAAGUGAACAUUAAGAACUUGGAAAUUGCAUUAUAUAACACGUUUACACUACGCUACAGAAACAAUAUAUAAAGUUUAUGGAAACUGCAGAAAAUGCAAACACAAAAACCGAAGCAGAUAAGAAAAUUAUAUAAUAAUGUUGAACAUUGAGCAAACACGAAAACAAAUGCUAUAUACAUACAUAUAUAUAUAUUUAUAUUAUUACUAUUUAAAUGAAAAACAAAUAAGUUUGACUAUUUAUAUGUAUACACCAAUUUAUAUACUACGCUAAAACGAAUGAGGAAGUGCAGAAAGCAAAACGAAACAAUUUCCAUAAUAGCUAACGGAAAGUAACCUAUGUGAAAUAUACCUACGAACUCUAAGAUAAGUCUAUACAAACCUGUAGUUGUGUCCUACGCCAAUCACUAAACACACGUUGAAUUAUCUAGUGGAACUAUGUUAACUGUCUCAAACAUGAUCAAGCGUGAAACUGAUUCAGAAAUGAUAUUUUCAAACUCAGUCCAAGUGUUUGCACAGAUUAACGAAAUAAUUUGCAAUAUUUUAAUCCGUCUAUCAAUGUUUUUCUGUUACGUUUAGUCAAGUUUGGUGGCUAAAUACCUAUAUACAUAUGUUUUAAAUUGUUGUUAAGCAAAUUUUGAUUUGUUGAAGAGGAAAUAUUUGUAAAUGCAUUCCAAACUAGCUCCAAUUUUGUCCAAAUUUAAUUUGAGAAGAAGAAAAACAUUUGUAAUUAUUAAGUAUUAUUUAACAAAUUCAAACAACGCUGGUAUAAAAUGUGUUGAUCAUAUGUUUAAAUUCUAGAAAAACCGCAACGUUUAUUUAAUAUGUGUUAUACUUUAGUGCAUACGUUGUAUUAGACAUUUAUUUAAUUGCUUCUGAGCGAAACUACAAAACUGACAUCAUAUACGUAGUUCAUUCGACCAUAUAAAGCAUAAGACGUGUUUGUAGAUGUUUUCCUACAGCCCGACACGCUGAACUAUGUUUAAAUAAAAUUUAUAUAAAUUGUAUAAAAUAUUA
Drosophila biarmipes is the source of this 3951-nucleotide messenger RNA. It is a transcript of the gene lap, whose product is annotated as phosphatidylinositol-binding clathrin assembly protein LAP. Gene Ontology annotation, cellular component: clathrin-coated pit; clathrin-coated vesicle; extrinsic component of presynaptic endocytic zone membrane. Gene Ontology annotation, molecular function: clathrin heavy chain binding; 1-phosphatidylinositol binding; phosphatidylinositol-4,5-bisphosphate binding. The transcript has 16 exons. NCBI's taxonomy places the organism in Eukaryota, Metazoa, Arthropoda, Insecta, Diptera, Drosophilidae. The coding region runs from base 407 to 2782 and encodes 791 amino acids. The record is from RefSeq and is a predicted model, not a curated record. Gene Ontology annotation, biological process: clathrin coat assembly; synaptic vesicle budding from presynaptic endocytic zone membrane; clathrin-dependent endocytosis.